Messenger RNA from Staurois parvus, 321 nucleotides. NCBI's taxonomy places the organism in Eukaryota, Metazoa, Chordata, Amphibia, Anura, Ranidae. The record is from the annotation of a GenBank genome assembly.
CAGCAGCAUGAGGAGGCGGUACAGGGGCCCAUGACAGAUUACGGGCCUGGCAGCAGCAUGAGGAGUCGGUACGGGGGCCCAUGGCCAAGAUUACGGGCCUGGCAGCAGCAAUGGGAGGCCAUACAGCACCCUAUGGCAGAGUGUGGCGAUGGAGACAGCAGCAAUGGGAGGCCGUACAGGGACCCAUGACACACUCUGGACCUGGCAGCAGCAUGAGGAGGCUGGGGUACAGGGGCCCAUGACAGAUUACGGGGGCCUGGCAGCAGCAUGAGGAGUCGGUACGGGGGCCCAUGGCAGAUUACGGGCCUGGCAGCAGCAUGA